AUGUCGACGGCGGCGGCGAGCGCCGUUCUACUACUCGCAUUUGCCCUUGCUACGGCAUUGACGAUACCUGCGGCGGCUAGGCACGACGGCCGCCACCAUCAAGGCAGCGGCGGCGGGUUCGAGAAAGUGUUCGACCGGCAGGAGGCGGACCGGGUGGAAUCCCUGCCGGGGCAGCCGGCGGGUGUCGGGUUCAGGCAAUUCUCGGGCUAUGUCACGGUGAACGCCACCCACGGCCGAGCCCUCUUCUACUGGUUCUUCGAGGCCGCUCGGCAUGUCAGCAAGAAGCCCCUCGUCCUCUGGCUCAACGGAGGGCCGGGAUGCUCGUCGCUGGGAUACGGAGCGUUGCAGGAGCUGGGCCCCUUGCAGACCCAGAAGGGAAGUCCGGAGCUCAGGCUAAACCCCAACGCAUGGAACAAAGAGGCGAAUCUGCUCUUCUUGGAGCAACCUGCCGGCGUCGGAUUCUCGUACACAAACACCUCCGCCGAUCUCACUAGUUUCGGUGACGAGCUCGCCGCCCACGAUGCGUACAUUUUCCUCGUGAACUGGUUCGAGAGGUUCCCGCAGUUCAAAGGCCAUGAUUUCUACCUUGCCGGAGAGAGCUAUGCCGGGCACUAUGUCCCCCAGCUCGCCGAGAAGAUCCUGGAGAAAAACAAGAAGGAACACAAGAGCAACCAGAUCAAUCUCAAGGGAUACCUGAUCGGGAACCCGGCGAUCGACGACGCGUCGGACAGCCGCGGCACGGUGGACUACACGUGGGACCACGCCCUCGUCUCCGACGAGCUCCACGCCGCCGUCAUCGAGAACUGCAAGUUCGACAACGACCACCAGAACAACACCAUCGCCUGCGAAAUCGCCUUGAACUACCUCUACAGCGGCUUCAACGACAUCGACCUCUACAGCCUCUACACCCCCUUGUGCACCGCCAACUCCACGGCACGCCGUCUCCGGCGCCGGUCAUCAUCCCCCAUCAACACCGAUAACAACAAGAACAAGAAAACCCAUGGCCAGCUUCGUCUCCGGCUCCUGUACGACGCCUACGACCCGUGCCAGGACCAGUACACCAAUGCCUACCUGAACCGCCGCGACGUGCAACACGCGCUCCAUGCCAACACGUCCGGCAUCAUCCCCUACAGGUGGUCUGGGUGCAGCGACACGGUGUUCCACAACUGGCAGGAGGCGCCGAGAUCGACGUUGCCGGCGAUCAAGAAGGCGGUGGAAGCCGGGCUCCGGGUCUGGGUGUACAGCGGCGACACGGACGGCGUUGUCCCCGUCACGGGCACCCGGCGAGCGCUGACGAAGCUGGGGCUGAAGACUGUGAAAGAGUGGAGAGAGUGGUUCACCAGCGACCAGGUCGGCGGGUACACGUUGGGCUACGAGAGUCUCACCUUCGUCACCGUCCGGGGAGCCGGGCACAUGGUGCCCACCCUCAAGCCCGUGCAGGCUAGCCAGCUCUUCGAGCACUUCCUCGCCGGCAAGGACCUGCCGCCCAAACCCGUCGUGGUUUAAGAUCGAUUUAUUAUGUUGCUUGGGUUGUUGACCCCAUGAACGGUUAUGUAGAGUUUGGUUUGGAUUGCAGCCGGUGGAUCUAUUGGAAAACUCAUCUGUAAAUCAUCAGAAUUUGGGAGUGAAUAA
Molecule: messenger RNA, 1632 nt
Organism: Brachypodium distachyon (stiff brome)
Lineage: Eukaryota; Viridiplantae; Streptophyta; Magnoliopsida; Poales; Poaceae
Product: serine carboxypeptidase-like 34
Exons: 7
Coding region: 1-1506 (501 amino acids)
Biological process (GO): proteolysis
Cellular component (GO): vacuole
Molecular function (GO): serine-type carboxypeptidase activity
Source: RefSeq, a predicted model, not a curated record